This is a messenger RNA of Anguilla anguilla (European eel), 5133 nucleotides long. RefSeq names its product protocadherin alpha-C2-like. Gene Ontology annotation, biological process: homophilic cell-cell adhesion. Gene Ontology annotation, molecular function: calcium ion binding. NCBI's taxonomy places the organism in Eukaryota, Metazoa, Chordata, Actinopteri, Anguilliformes, Anguillidae. The coding region runs from base 1659 to 4073 and encodes 804 amino acids. The transcript has 2 exons. The record is from RefSeq and is a predicted model, not a curated record. Gene Ontology annotation, cellular component: plasma membrane.
UAGCUCUUUAUUAUAAUUUCUAACAAGGCUGUAACCAUGUAUUAACAUUUGGUGGACCAAAUGUGACUAGGGGUGUGGGUUGGAGUGUGAGGGGGUAUUAAGAAAAGAUUAAACACAUUUUUGGAAGUUUAAAGUGAAUUUGAGUGUAAAUUAAGAAAUGUCCACUGUAUGCAUUGUAAAAAAAAAAGUUCCCUUGAAAAUUGCAAUAACUUGCCAGUACGUUAUUCUAAAUUAUUUGAGUGUUAUUACUAUAAUGUAAAAUACAGUAAUCAUUACUUUACUGCAAGUGCAGAGUAUGACACUGUAAUAGCUCAUUGUAAUCAAACAAGAUUAUUUUAUGUGAAAUAAAUAAAAGGUUUACUGGAUUUGCUCAUAGCCUAUUCAUGCAUACAAAAGCAAAACAGUAAUACAUUUGCAAAUGAAAGUCCUAUCAUUCUCUAAUGAAUUGGGAUACCACAUGGGGAUUCAGGAAUGCUGCUGUCUUUUGGACUAUUUGUCCGGUCUGACAGCUGAUGUGGACCUUUGAGGAACACUUCUUCUGCCUCAUCAGCUUUUCAGAAACUUUGAUUUUCAUCAUUGGCCAGUUUUUUUUUUGCAGUCAAAACAUUCACUGUGAAUGGUUCCACAAUGAAAGUAAUAAUUCUGUAUCCCAUGUCUAUAAAUGGUUGCCCAUAAUGCAUUGCCAUUCACAGUAGUUAAGAGUAAAAUAAUUUCACAGUAUGAUACUGCACAAUAUACUGUAAUAUACUGUGUCAUUUACAAAAAAUGCUUAGAGUGUAUAAUAAUAUUUCAGAACUUCUGUUGACAUAAAUAUAUUCUUAAUUGCUAAAAGAAAAAAAUUAUUGAAGAACAUUCAGCUGGUAACUAUAUGAUUGUAGUCAUAUUAACUACAGGUUCAGUAUUAGGACAGUAAGCAUAUAAUCAACUGGAACAUAUUGUCUACGACUAUAUGACUCUGCUAUAUGAAUUCGUAUCAGAUCCGUUUCUCGGUGAUUGGCUUCACUGCCCAACUUGAAUCGAACAUGUUAUCUGUUGAGGUUCAAUUAAUAUGCUGAAUCAGAAUAUUUUUGUUCAGAAAUGUUUUGAGGACAGUCUGUUAUUCAGCAUUCACAAUAUGUGUGUACACAUUUUAGGUAAUUAAUGCAUUUAAACAUGUCAUUUUAUAUAAAGCAAUUAUGGUGGUUUAUAUAUUGAAAUGUAUUUAUAUGUUUACGUAUUCAUUUAGCCAAAGCUGGCUUCUGACAAAAAAGACCGAAAAAAAAUAGAUUUAAAAUUAAUAGUCGGCAUUACUUUUAUCUCGGUUUAUUACAAUUAUUAUUUAACAUAAUGAAUAUUAUCAGUGGUUGACUUGAGAAUUUGCUUUACUUUUUAAUUUAAAAGUGAACCUUACCAUAUCGUGCGCACAGCGUCGCUGUUGACUCGCAAGACGCAUCCUUUAGAUGACCAUAGAGAAGGCAGGCAGGAAAUCAGAAGUGAGAAAGAAGCAUUGACGCUGUCCGUGAAAGAACCUUCCUCUACAUUUUCUUUUAUUUGUUCAAUUUUGUGGCCAUAUUCCUUUCGAUCCACUGACAGAUAAUUGUGGCAGAUGUUCACUUUUAAGUGCGUUGAGCAUUAAUUCGUUUUGUUGGGUGUAGGCUAUUUAAGUCCUUACGUUAACAAUGGAAUCGAAGGUCUCUGUGUCUGCACAGAAAAGGUACGUUUUGUUUUCCAUUGUUUUUCCGCUGACUUGGAGUGUAGCAUUUUCUGUCACUCGCUACUCCAUUCCCGAGGAAAUGAAGGUGGGGUCCGUUGUUGCGAACUUGGCCGUUGAUUUGGGGCUGGGUGUAGAUGCUCUGUCUCAGCGAAAAAUGCGCCUUGAAAUGUCGACAAGCAAAAAAUAUCUGGAGGUCAACAAAGACACUUGGGAACUUUACAUUAUAGAUAAGAUGGACAGGGAAUAUCUAUGCACGAAUAAAAUGUCUUGCAUCCUUAAAAUGGAUGUUUUUAUCGAAAAUCCGUUGAGAAUAUUUUAUAUUGAACUGGAAAUUACGGACAUCAACGACAACGCUCCAGUUUUCCGAAGGGAUAAAUUACAGUUAGACGUUUCGGAAUCGGCGACGCCAGGAGAGAGAUUUUCGCUUACAAAUGCGGUUGAUCCAGAUGCUGGUGAGAAUUCCAUUAGCACUUAUGAUCUGAGUGAGAGCGAACAUUUUGCUAUUGAGAUACAAACGGGAAGCGAUGGAGCCAAGUAUGCAGAUUUGGUUUUGAAGAAGGCUUUAGAUCGAGAACAGCAGGCAGUACAUAAUCUAAUACUCACUGCCGUAGACGGCGGAGUCCCUGCUCGUUCCGGCACCGCCAGCAUCAUUGUGCGCGUGCUGGAUACGAAUGACAACGCCCCUCAGUUUGACCAUCAGGUUUAUUCGGUUAAUAUCUCGGAAAACUCCCCAAUAGGAACACAGGUAUUGAAGCUGAAUGCUACGGAUCUAGACGAGGGCUCAAAUGCAGAUAUAAUAUACUCUUUUACAUUCUACACUUCUGAGAAAACACAGGAAAUGUUCUCCUUAAAUCCAAAAACAGGAGAAAUACAAGUUAAAGAUGUGAUUGAUUUCGAAGAAAUAAAAAUUCUGGAGAUGCAUAUUCAGGCGAAGGACAAUGGGCAACAACCGCUGUCUGGACAGUGUAUGGUUAUGGUGUUUGUGACUGACGUGAAUGACAACUAUCCUGAGAUCACCAUCAAAUCUUUCAAUAAUGUAAUUAAAGAGAAUGUACCAGUUGGUACAGUAAUAGCCCUCGUGAGUGUAAGCGAUAGGGAUUCUGGGAGUAGUGGAAUGGUAGAUCUUGCGAUAUGCGACCUGUUUCCAUUUGCGCUUAAUGCUUCGUCUGAAAGCCUUUAUGAGUUGACAGUUUCAGAGCUUUUGGAUCGAGAAACGACUGCAGAAUAUGACAUCACAGUUAUCGCCACAGACCGGGGUACUCCCCCUUUGUCUGAUAACAAAACAAUAACCGUCGAACUCCUGGAUGUUAAUGACAACGCACCACAGUUCCCAAAGUCAUUCUACACCAUCCCUGUUGUAGAAAAUAACGCGCCUGGAUCACUGCUUGGUUCCCUCACAGCAUUUGAUCCAGAUUUUCACGAAAAUCAGUAUCUUGUUUAUUUCAUUAUAGAAAAGGAAAUUGUAAACACGUCAAUGUCGAUGCUCUUUUCCAUUAAUCCAGAGAAUGGAGAUCUUUACGCACUGAAAACAUUUGACUACGAGAGAGAAAAAGAGUUCCUUUUCCACAUUGAAGCCAGAGAUUCUGGUGUCCCUACACUCAGCAGUAAUGUUACUGUCCACAUCAUUAUUCUGGAUCAGAAUGACAACACGCCACUCAUAGUCUCUCCGUGGCGGGCGCACGGAUCUGUGGUUGAGGAAGUGAUCCCAAGAUCCACCGACAAAGGACACCUGAUUGCUAAAGUGAUCGCCAUUGACUCUGACUCUGUGCAGAACUCCCGAGUCACAUACCAGUUUCUACAGGUUCCAGACGCGACUUUAUUCAGCCUGGAUCAGUACAACGGAGAAAUCCGGACAAUGAGAAUGUUUAGUUACAGAGAUCCCCGUCAUCAACGGCUGGUCGUCAUUGCCAAGGACAAUGGAGAUCCGGCUCUCUCUGCUACAGUUACCAUCAAGUUAUCUACGGUGGAACACGUUGUUAAAGCAUUUUCCGAGACGUCUGAAAUUCCUUUGGAAUAUGAUAUAUUUUCGGACUUAAACCUAUAUUUGUUAAUCGGUUUGGGCUCCGUUUCAUUUCUUCUGUUAAUGACAAUAUUGGUAACCAUCGUGCUGAAGUGUCAGAAACCGAAGCCCACCAAAGCGACCCCUCCCUGCAGAAACAGCGUCGUUAGCCAGAGGAGCUCUACUGUAGCGGAUUCCACCCUGGUGUCCAACGAUGCGUACUGGUACAGCUUGUUUUUAGCGGAGACGAGGAAGGGGAAGGUGGUGGUUAGACAGCCUAUACCGAAGAGUGGUGGUUACAUCGUUUCCAGUAUUCCCAGGAGCACUGGUCUGACAGAGACUAGCGAGUCAGCAGCGUCAACUCUGCAGUACUCAAAAUGAAAGGAACCCCCUUCCACAGCUGGAGGUAAUGCUGAAUCUGAGUCUUUAGGAGCCAUGAAUGAUGUGACGGCAAUGAGUAUUUUGUUUCUGUCUUGUUUUGGUCGUUGGUGCUGUUUUUUUUUUUGUCCAAAUUUCAAACUGAAAUCUGGGAUUAAUUACUUCCAGGUCUGGGGGACUUCUGUCCGUCUGAGACCCCCGGUAGUCCCAGUGUCCAUCUACAAAUGGCCUGGACAAACUGUCCACUGUCCUGUGCUGAUAUACCUACGUUCCUCUCCCCUCAUAAAUACACAGGCACACACACAGGGGAGUCAAGUUCAGUUCCGCAGAACCGAAGGGCAGUCCCCGUGCUGCUAUUUGGAGGUUACAUAAAUAGGGGGUGUAUUGGCUGCCCUGCUGCAGAGUAAUAAUGACAACGUGUGGUUUGUUUGGCAGAGGCCCCGGGUUAAAUGGUACUUAAAUGGUAGCCCAGAUUGGGACGAGAUUUGAGGUAGGCCCUCUUUGACUGCUGCCCUCCUGUCUGCUCUCUCCCUGGAGUCCUAGACACGAGCACCAGCGCAGAACACAGAACCGCGCCCACCUUGUAACCUCUGCAUCCACACAGAAGACAAAAAUCCCCACUUUGUUAGGUGCAUGAUCGCUAAUGUUUGCCUUCAGCACUGCUAUUGGACAGUUUAGUCACAGUAAUCCAGUCCCUGUUGGUUUAUCGAUUUGUUUGAUUCCUGGUACAUGGAGUUGUGUGAUUCGCCCUCCCUCCUCAGUGCAGGGGGAUGGAUAAAAGUGCAUCACCUGACAUCACUUCUCCCACCCUGUCACCAUGUAGUCCUAAAGCAUGUCAGUUUAUCGAUGGUGAUUCUUUCUGUAGCCAUGCCUGAUUAUUGACUUGACUGACAGCUGGGGGUGGGGUUAUUCUGCACUGAUUGCCUCUGCAUGCCUGUCUUAAGUCUGGACUGAUGGGAGUAUUGGGUCAGGGACACCUCUUCCCUGUGAAAUGACUGUGAUGUUUGAACCAAAGACCCCCCCCCCCCCCUCCCAGAAGCAAUCCUGAUUCUGUUCUCUUUAU